Messenger RNA from Pezoporus flaviventris, 2207 nucleotides. RefSeq names its product plasminogen activator, tissue type (gene PLAT). Gene Ontology annotation, biological process: plasminogen activation; smooth muscle cell migration. NCBI's taxonomy places the organism in Eukaryota, Metazoa, Chordata, Aves, Psittaciformes, Psittacidae. Gene Ontology annotation, molecular function: serine-type endopeptidase activity. The coding region runs from base 168 to 1847 and encodes 559 amino acids. The record is from RefSeq and is a predicted model, not a curated record. The transcript has 14 exons. Gene Ontology annotation, cellular component: extracellular region.
GGGGGGACGCGGGUUCCAGCCCCCGAGUCUCCACCCCCUGCGCGGGGCUCGGGGCAGGAGCCGCUGGGAGCGCGCAGAGCAGCGGCGGACAGCAGGAACCCGCUGCUCUGCAGAGCUCCAUCCGCGGAUACAGCAGAGAGAAAUCAAAGGUAACUUGAGAUUUGGACAUGAUGUGGAAAACACUCAGGAUGGAAGGCAAAGUCCCAUGUCUGCUCCUGCUGGUGGGAGCAGUUAUGACUGCUCAAUGCCAGGGCUUACGCACACGAUUCAAACGGGGAGCCAGGUCCAGAGCCAUUUGCACAGAAAAAUCAUCUGGAGAAAUCUACCAGCACAGGGGGACCUGGCUGAGGCUUUCAGGGAGCAGAGUAGAGUACUGUAGGUGCGACAGCGGUCGGAGUCGCUGCCACACUGUGCCUGUCAGAGCCUGCACUAGAAUUAAAUGCUACAACGGGGGCCAAUGCUCACAGGCAUAUUAUUCCCCACAGCUCUUCAUCUGCCAGUGCCACCAAGGUUUCUCUGGGAAGCAGUGUGAAAUAGAUACUGCAGUUAAGUGCUACAAAGAUGCUGGAGUAACAUACAGGGGUACAUGGAGCACGACAGAGAGCGGAGCUGAAUGUUUAAAUUGGAAUAGCAAUGGCUUGAUGGACAGGAAGUACAGCAGCCGAAGAGAGGAUGCUGCUGAGCUGGGACUGGGCAAUCACAACUAUUGCAGAAACCCAGAUGAGGAUUCCAGACCUUGGUGCUAUAUCUAUAAAGGGGGAAAGUACAUCUGGGAACACUGCAGUGUGCCCUCCUGUUCAAAAGCUGGAAACAGCAACUGCAGAUCUGGAAGAGGCACAGAUUACCGAGGCAGCCACAGUGUUACCAGCUCCGGAGCUACCUGUUUGAGGUGGAAUUCCCGAAUCCUUGUCAACAAGUUAUAUACUGCUUGGAAAAGAGAUGCUUACCAGCUGGGCCUUGGUACUCACAACUUCUGCCGGAAUCCUGACAAUGACAGCAAGCCCUGGUGCCAUGUUCUGAAAGGAAAUCAGCUCACAUGGGAGUACUGCAAUGUGCCUACUUGCUCCACCUGCGGCUUGCGGCAGCGCCGAGGACGCCAGUACAGGAUUAAGGGUGGCUCCUAUGCAGACAUUGCAGCUCACCCGUGGCAAGCUGCCAUCUUCGUGAAGUACCGCCGGGCGCCUGGAGAGCACUUCCUCUGUGGAGGAAUCCUCAUCAGUUCCUGCUGGGUUCUGUCAGCUGCUCACUGCUUUGAGGAAGGCUUUAGUGCAAAUCAGCUGAAGAUUGUGCUGGGGAGAACAUCCCGAGCCACCCCUGAGGAAAAUGAACAGAACUUUCAAGUGAAGAGCUACACCGUGCACCAGAGAUUUGACUCAGAAAACUUUGACAAUGACAUUGCUCUGUUGCAGUUGAACUCGGAUGCAGAGGAAUGUGCUAUUGAAACAGACACUGUCCGUGCUGCCUGCCUCCCAACACCAGCACUACACAUGCCUGCCUGGACUGAAUGUGAGAUCUCUGGUUAUGGCAGAAACGAAGAAUUUUCUCCAUUCUAUUCAGAGCACCUGAAGGAAGGCCAUGUGAGACUGUUUCCAGCCAGUCAGUGCACAACACAGCAUCUAGGCAACCGGACAGUUACAGACAACAUGUUAUGUGCAGGAGACACAAGGAACCUUGAUGAUGCCUGCAAGGGUGACUCUGGAGGGCCUCUGGUCUGUAUGAAGGAUAAUCGGAUGUAUCUCAUUGGAAUCAUCAGCUGGGGAAUAGGCUGUGGCCGCAAAGACAUACCUGGUGUUUAUACAAAUGUGAAUCGUUAUCUGGACUGGAUUCAGGACAACAUGAAACCCUGAGAAAGAAAAAUGAGCUAUCCACAACCUUGUGGCCAUGCCCUCGCAGCUUCCUUCUUGGUGUUUUAAGGAUACUGACAGUGCUUCCCUUUAUCCUAUGGCUUUUCAUACCACAGGAAUGUGUGGGAAGGGCACAUUCUCAAGUUCCUCUCCUUUCCUUGUUACAGGUUAUUGGAAGCUAACAGUCCUUUCUCCCCACAUCCCCAAGCUUUCUCCUUGCAUCAAAUCACAAGUACUAUCAAAUUUAAUUUAUAAAGAGAGUAAGCCAAGAGACGACAUUGUGCAUCCCAUGAGCAGCUAUGUUGGUUUGGGAAGGGGUAUGAAAUGAAGGCAAAGGGGAAUUAAAUUUCCUGAAAACUUAAA